Messenger RNA from Euleptes europaea (tarantolino), 476 nucleotides. It is a transcript of the gene SF3B6, whose product is annotated as splicing factor 3b subunit 6. The coding region runs from base 36 to 413 and encodes 125 amino acids. NCBI's taxonomy places the organism in Eukaryota, Metazoa, Chordata, Lepidosauria, Squamata, Sphaerodactylidae. The record is from RefSeq and is a predicted model, not a curated record. The transcript has 4 exons. Gene Ontology annotation, cellular component: nucleus; ribonucleoprotein complex; cytoplasm. Gene Ontology annotation, molecular function: mRNA binding.
GAGGUCGAAGCGAAGGCGCUACCUCGGCUGUCGCCAUGGCGAUGCAAGCGGCGAAACGCGCGAAUAUUCGUCUGCCCCCUGAAGUCAACCGAAUUUUAUACAUCAGAAAUUUGCCAUAUAAAAUCACUGCUGAAGAAAUGUACGAUAUUUUUGGAAAAUACGGACCCAUUCGACAAAUCAGAGUAGGAAAUACUCCUGAGACUAGAGGAACAGCUUAUGUUGUCUAUGAAGAUAUCUUUGAUGCCAAAAAUGCUUGUGAUCAUCUGUCAGGAUUCAACGUGUGCAACAGAUACCUUGUGGUCUUGUACUAUAAUGCAAAUAGGGCAUUCCAGAAAAUGGAUACGAAGAAAAAGGAAGAACAGCUGAAACUCCUGAAGGAGAAAUAUGGAAUAAACACAGAUCCACCAAAAUAAGACCCUUGGCCUUUGUGAGGAACCUGGGUAUAUGGACAAUUAUUUGUUUUUAGUCCCUUCAUU